CAUUGCUACAUAUAUAUUAAUGGAAGUGGGUGGAAACAUUCCUUCUGAAGAGGUUUGGGUGGCAGUGGAAAUCUAAGAGUCAACAGGAUCUGAGAAAGUUUGCAAUUCUUCGUGGGCUUUGCCAUAAGGUUGGACUUGAGCUUGUCCCCAGGGAUUAUGAUAUGGACUCUGCAACCCCCUUCAAGAAGUCAGAUAUUAUAAGCAUGGUCCCCGUAUACAAGCAUGUUGCAUGUUCAUCUGCGGAUGGUUGUACAUUGUUGGAAUCAUCCAAGAUUUCCUUGGAUAAGGGAAAAUUGGAGGAUGCUGUCAAUCAUGGCACUAAGGCACUCUCAAAGCUUGUGUCAGUCUGUGGCCCUUAUCAUCGUAUGACAGCAGGCGCAUAUAGUCUUUUGGCUGUAGUGCUCUACCAUACUGGGGAUUUUAAUCAGGUAUUUGUCUAACUUGUAUAAUUUUGUGAUCACUGAACUGGUGACAUGCUUA
Molecule: messenger RNA, 480 nt
Organism: Camellia sinensis
Lineage: Eukaryota; Viridiplantae; Streptophyta; Magnoliopsida; Ericales; Theaceae
Source: RefSeq, a predicted model, not a curated record